Molecule: messenger RNA, 2131 nt
Organism: Labeo rohita (rohu)
Lineage: Eukaryota; Metazoa; Chordata; Actinopteri; Cypriniformes; Cyprinidae
Gene: golm1
Product: golgi membrane protein 1
Exons: 11
Coding region: 276-1466 (396 amino acids)
Cellular component (GO): Golgi apparatus
Source: RefSeq, a predicted model, not a curated record
ACAAGUGCGCAUGCGCGUUGCGGUUAAAUGCUAAAACUGCAGUUUACUGCGAUUUCAUCCCGGAAAGGCUUUUUCGCAUAUCGGUAUGUCCAUUCUUCAUCUCUGUUCCUGACGAGACCUGUUACAUUUAACACCGGCACAGUAGCAGUACAGUAGAAACGUGUUGCCUCCUGCUUACGUCUCUGGUGAAUAGUACAUGAUUCAUAGUACAGUCACUGUUACAACUACAUUACACUGAGAUAAUCCUAUUUUUAUGGUGUUUAUUGGAUAGAAAUAUGAUGGGUGCACUCGGGAACGGUCGACGUGGCGGUCGCUCUCCGUCUCUGCUUGUGGCGGCUCUCAUCGCCUGCAUCCUCCUGCUCGGCUUCAACUACUGGGUCUCAAACUCAAGAAACGUCGAGCUGCAGAGCAAGAUAUUGGAGAUGGAGAGCCGCAUGAGGCAGCUGGCUGCAGACAGAGACCGAGAGCAGCAGAGCAAGCUGAAGGCCGAGGAGGAGACGCGCAGACAAACCGAACAGCUGGAUUUAAUGGAGGAAGCACACCAGAGACAGCAGGAGGAGGCUCUUAACACCUGGAAACGCGAAAAAGAGAAUUUGAAGCUCAACAUUUCCUCCAGUGCCAAAACAGUGCAAGAAAUGAAGAAUCGUAUGAAGUCAUUAAUGGAGGAUGUUAAUAAAAUGCAGAGCGAGCUAAAGUCCUGUCAAAGUAACAUGGACACAUUGAGUAAAAAAGCCACCAGUGAAGUGACUCAGUGUAACAAACAAAUUGAGGCCAUGAAAGAGGAAUGCAAUGUGAAAAUUGCAGCCGCCCAACUGGAAAAGCAAAAGACACCUGAAAAAGUUGCUCCACAGAAUGCUGAUGGUUCCAUACAGAAAGUCUCUGUUUUAAAAUCCAAAUCUGAUGUUCCUCCUACAAACCAUUCAGAUAAAAAUGUGGCAGAAUCUCCAAAAGCCAAACCAGAGGUGGAUUCAAAGCCUAAAAACGAUGCUCACAUCGAAGACAAUGAGUUAGUUGUGGAAAAGGAUGAGAAAGAUGCUGUAAUUUUACAAGACUCACUCGUCCCUACCUCCAAACCAACCAAUAAGGAUGAGAUUCUGAACAAACCAGCCAAUGAAGAAGUUCCAGAGGCAGUUGUGGAUGUUAAAGAACAGGCUGUUAAGGCUCUAGAUACUGUAAUGGAUGAAGCAGACAUUUUUGACCCAAAGGAAGAUGACAUGGGGCUGGGAGUUGAGAAAGAGGAAGAUGUCAAAGCUGAGGACAGGAAAGUGGAAGACGCCGCAGUUGGGAAGGAAGAUCCCAUUAUGUACGACAAUGAGGGCGAGAUAGAAAAACAGCUGUCCAAGAUUAAAGAUGAAAAUCAAGCUGCUGGUCCAGAUGUAGAGGAUGAUGUGGCAAAUUAUAAUGGUGAUGAUGACAACCAACCGGAGUCUGAGGAUGAUAAGCAGGCAGAGCUGGCAGAGAUGUAGUUCCUGAUCACAUGAUGUGUCUGCUGACAGCAACAAUUCUUUCAGCUAAAGACUGUCACGGACUCCCGUUAGUGAUCGUUCUGAGCCUCCCAAUGGUGGGGGAGAACACCUGCUGUAAAGAUUGUAAAGAUGAUUUGUGCUGGGUGAAUACUGCACUACUGUGUAAUGAAGGAUAUGAGUUCAAGUCUCAUAUGUCUUACCAGGACAGGCAUGGUAAAAAUAUUCUUUUUCUAGUACUGAAUUUAAGUUAAACUUGAAUGUAACUACUACUCUUUCGAAAUCGAGCCUUUGAAAGCAUUAUGGUGAAUUUUCCCUCUUAAAUGAAAGAUGCUUUGUUUUUUUAAAAAAAAGUAACAGCUGUUUUGCUACAGAAGCUACUUCAUCUUGUCUUAACGGUUUUGUGUUUUGUUUUAAUGUCUAAACAUUUUAGCUCCUGAAAUAGGAGCACAGGAAUAUUAGAUAUUAGACUGAAAAACACUUAUCACUCACUUAAUAACAGUGCAAUCAAAUCUUUUAUUUGCUGUAAAAAGUUACUUUUAUGUAUAUGUAAGAAUUGCAUUAUAAUUUCUUUUUAACAUUUAAUGAUGGGAACUGGAAUAUUUUUAAAAAAUAUAUAGGUUUCUUACUGAAUUUUUGAUCUCAUAAUAAAUAUUUUAGUUGUGUCA